GAAAGUGAUCCGAUCUGGUUGGAUGAUGUGGGAUGUUCAGGAAGUGAAUCGUCCCUCACACAGUGCUCACACAACACUUUUUGGAAACGAUGACUGUGGUCACGAACGAAGAUGCAGGUGUCGUCUGCUUAAAAGACAUAAGAUUGGUCAAUGGGUCUGAUUCAUGCAGUGGAAGAGUGGAGAUCCUUCAUAAUGGCCAGUGGGGAACCGUGUGUGAUGAUGGCUGGGACAUGAAUGAUGCUGCUGUGGUGUGCAGACAGUUAGAGUGUGGUUCAGCCAUCAGUGCACCUAAAAGUGCCGCCUUUGGUCAAGGCAGUGGAUCGAUCUGGCUGGAUGGUGUUGGAUGCUCGGGAGGUGAAGGAAACCUCACACAAUGUUCACACAGAGGACUAGGAGCUCAAAACUGUGGUCAUGGUGAAGAUGCUGGUGUUGUUUGUUCAGCAGGUGACCUGCAGCAGCCCACUCUUUCUGUGAGCCCCACACAUGCAGCUGUUUCUCCUGGAGAAAACAUUCAGUUCAGAUGCACAACACCUAAACCAAGAUGCAAUGCUGAUGCUGAAUUCCACCUCUUCAAAAACGGAUCAUCUAUAUCCUCCCAGAAACAUGUUUCUGGUGUGACUUUCCACCUUGUCAAUGUAAGCGCCUCACAUCAGGGCAGCUACAGCUGUUAUUACUCCUACCAUAACGGCACUGUAAUAUCGCCUCAGAGUAACACUGUUAUCAUCAUUGUAGGUGAAUAUACUAUCAGACUGGUGAAUGGUAAUACUGACUGCUCUGGGAGAGUUGAGAUCCUUUAUGAUGGCCAGUGGGGGACAGUGUGUGAUGAUAACUGGGACAUUGAAGAUGCUGAGGUGGUGUGCAAACAGUUGGGAUGUGGACCAGCUGCUAGAGCACACUCCAAUGCUCAUUUUGGCCAGGGAAGUGGUCCGAUCUGGUUGGAUAAUGUGGGAUGUACAGGAAAUGAAUCAUCCCUCACACAGUGCUCACAAAAUCCUUUUGGAAACCAUUACUGCGGUCACUACGAAGAUGCAGGCGUCGUCUGCUUAAAGGACAUAAGAUUGAUGAAUGGGUCUGAUUCAUGCUGUGGAAGAGUGGAGAUCCUUCAUAAUGGCCAGUGGGGAACCGUGUGUGAUGAUGACUGGGACGUGAAUGAUGCUGAUGUGGUGUGCAGACAGUUAGAGUGUGGUUCAGCCAUCAGUGCACCUCAUAGUGCCGCCUUUGGUCAAGGCAGUGGAUCGAUCUGGCUGGAUGGUGUUGGAUGCUCGGGAGGUGAAGGAAACCUCACACAAUGUUCACACAGAGGACUAGGAGUUCACAACUGUUAUCAUGGUAAAGAUGCUGCUGUUGUUUGUGCAGCAGGUGACCUGCAGCAGCCCACUCUUUCUGUGAUCUCCACAGAUACAGUUUCUCCUGGAGAAAACAUUCAGUUCAGAUGCACAACACCUGAACCAAGAUGCAAUGCUGAUGCUGAAUUCCACCUCUUCAAAAACGGAUCAUCUAUAUCCUCCCAGAAACAUGUUUCUGGUGUGACUUUCAACCUUGUCAAUGUAAGCGUCUCACACCAGGGCAGCUACAGCUGUAAUUACUCCUACCAAAACGGCACUGUAAUAUCACCUUGGAGUAACACUGUUGACAUCACUGUAGGUGAAUAUAGUAUCAGACUGGUGAAUGGUAGUAAUAACUGCUCUGGAAGAGUUGAGCUCCUUUAUAAUGACCAGUGGGGGACAGUGUGUGAUGAUAACUGGGACAUGAAUGAUGCUGAUGUGGUGUGCAGACAGUUGGGAUGUGGACGAGCUGCUAGUGCAAACUCCAAUGCUCAUUUUGGCCAGGGAAGUGAUCCUAUCUGGUUGGAUGAAGUGAGAUGUUCAGGAAGUGAAUCAUCCCUCACACAGUGCUCACACAAACCUUUGGGAAACCAUAACUGUGGUCACAAAGAAGAUGCAGGUGUCGUCUGCUUAAAGGGUGAAUAUACUAUCAGACUGGUGAAUGGUAGUAAUAACUGCUCUGGGAGAGUGGAGAUCCUUUAUGAUGACCAGUGGGGGACAGUGUGUGAUGAUGACUGGGACAUGAAUGAUGCUGAGGUGGUGUGCAGACAGUUGGGAUGUGGACGAGCUGUUAGUGCACACUCCAGCGCUCAUUUUGGUCAGGGAAGUGGUCGGAUCUGGUUGGAUGAUGUGGGAUGUUCAGGAAAUGAAUCAUCCCUCGCACAGUGCUCACACAAACCUUUUGGAUACGAAGACUGCGAUCACGAAGAAGAUGCAGGUGUCGUCUGCUUAAAGGGUGCAUGCCAUGACAUAGAGACUGAAGAGUGGUGUGUGAAGGACAGGACUUAGGGGCCCCUGGGCUUGAGUUUAUGUUUGGGUCCUUCCUACACAACAAAUGACAUCAACUAACAUCAUUACGGAGCACAAAAUACAAAUAAAAUAUGCUUUGAGGUUCCUAGAACAGUUAAUAUGCCUAGCUUAGCUAAUCUUUAGCAGUAAUAUUAAAUAGUCAUUAUCAUACAAUAAAAUACAUGAUGUGUUUUCUCAGUUGAGAGAUCAAAACCCUGAAAUAACACUGAGCAAUAAAGCCAGAGAACAGUA
This is a messenger RNA of Megalobrama amblycephala (Wuchang bream), 2585 nucleotides long. RefSeq names its product deleted in malignant brain tumors 1 protein-like. The record is from RefSeq and is a predicted model, not a curated record. Gene Ontology annotation, cellular component: membrane. The transcript is spliced from 9 exons. Bases 90 to 2333 code for a protein of 747 amino acids. NCBI's taxonomy places the organism in Eukaryota, Metazoa, Chordata, Actinopteri, Cypriniformes, Xenocyprididae.